GAACGAGCGCGGGGGCGGGGCCGAGCGGCGCUUCCCUCAAGUGCGCAGGGCUGAAACCAUCGAGAGGGAGGGCCAGAGAGUCAUGGCGGUUUUGAAAAUGCCUCAGAGCCUGUAAGGUUGAGUGUUUCCCUCUCAAGAUGCCCCUCUCAGACUUUAUUCUGGCCCUGAAGGACAAUCCUUACUUUGGGGCUGGAUUUGGGCUUGUGGGUGUGGGCACAGCCCUGGCCCUGGCCCGGAAGGGUGCCCAACUGGGCCUGGUGGCAUUCCGGCGCCAUUACAUGAUCACACUGGAAGUCCCUGCUCGAGACCGAAGCUAUGCCUGGUUGCUUAGCUGGCUCACCCGCCACAGUACCCGUACUCAGCACCUCAGUGUUGAGACUUCGUACCUUCAGCAUGAGAGUGGGCGCAUCUCCACUAAGUUUGAAUUUGUCCCCAGCCCUGGAAACCACUUUAUCUGGUAUCAGGGGAAAUGGAUCCGAGUGGAACGAAGCCGAGAGAUGCAGAUGAUAGACCUGCAGACAGGGACCCCUUGGGAAUCUGUCACCUUCACAGCUCUGGGCACUGACCGAAAGGUUUUCUUCAACAUCCUGGAGGAAGCUCGAGAGCUGGCCUUGCAGCAGGAGGAAGGGAAGACGGUCAUGUACACAGCCAUGGGCUCUGAGUGGCGUCCUUUUGGCUAUCCACGUCGGCGGCGGCCGCUGAAUUCUGUGGUUCUAGGACAGGGUCUGGCUGACCGAAUUGUCAGAGACGUCCGGGAAUUCAUCGAUAAUCCCAAGUGGUACACUGACAGAGGCAUUCCCUACCGACGUGGCUACCUGCUUUAUGGGCCCCCUGGUUGUGGAAAAAGCAGUUUUAUCACAGCCCUGGCAGGGGAACUGGAACACAGCAUCUGCCUGCUGAGCCUUACGGACUCCAGCCUCUCCGAUGACCGGCUCAACCACCUGCUGAGCGUGGCCCCACAGCAGAGCCUGGUGCUCCUGGAGGACGUGGAUGCAGCCUUUCUUAGCCGAGACCUAGCUGCAGAGAACCCAGUCAAGUACCAAGGCCUGGGUCGCCUCACCUUCAGCGGACUGCUCAAUGCCUUGGACGGCGUGGCAUCCACCGAGGCACGCAUCGUGUUCAUGACCACCAACCAUGUUGACAGGCUGGACCCUGCCCUGAUACGCCCUGGACGAGUAGACAUGAAGGAGUACGUGGGCUACUGCUCACACUGGCAGCUGACCCAGAUGUUCCAGAGGUUCUAUCCAGGGCAAGCACCUUCCUUGGCUGAGGCCUUUGCAGGACGUGUCCUUCAAGGUACAACUCAGAUCAGUCCUGCCCAGGUACAGGGCUACUUCAUGCUGUAUAAAAAUGAUCCCGCAGGGGCAAUUCAUAAUGCUGAGUCUCUGAGGACAUGAGAGCAGGCUGUGCUCAGCUCUCCUCUAGAUCAAUAAACACCUACCACACC
Molecule: messenger RNA, 1447 nt
Organism: Zalophus californianus (California sea lion)
Lineage: Eukaryota; Metazoa; Chordata; Mammalia; Carnivora; Otariidae
Gene: BCS1L
Product: mitochondrial chaperone BCS1
Exons: 8
Coding region: 138-1397 (419 amino acids)
Biological process (GO): protein insertion into mitochondrial inner membrane from matrix; mitochondrial respiratory chain complex III assembly
Cellular component (GO): mitochondrial inner membrane
Molecular function (GO): ATP hydrolysis activity; ATP binding
Source: RefSeq, a predicted model, not a curated record